AUGCCUGUGACGAUCGAUGCAAACGUCAAGGAAAAGAUACUUCAUACAAAGCCACUCACUCAAGAUGACUUUGCAAUAUUUGGAACAGUGAUUCAAAACCCCACACCAGCGGUAAUCCCAUCAUCAGCAAUCAAAGACCUUCCAUCAAACGCGGUACAAGCCAACCAAGGUACCGCACUCAAAUAUUUAGAUGUCACGCAUAUGAAGGAUUUCUACGGGAGCGCUCCUAGUCAACGGGUCGCGAAUGCAGUCAUGAAUAUGUUUGUAUGCUCACCUCGCUCGCUUCUCCCGUCUCACGAUAGCAAUAAUAUCGGGGGUUUAUUCCCAGUCACCAUACUGGAAAGACAUCCUUUCACGACUCAAACAUUCAUACCUCUCGGGACAUCACCCUCGGAGCAAGAAGAAGUAUGUUACUUGGUUGUCGUAGCACCGAGUUCAACGCCGUCAUUAAUUGAUGAAACCUUACCCGUCCCCGUUCUCUCCCAUGGUGAUGAAGGAAAACUUCCCGGUCGCGGUUUACCGGACCUGAAUAGACUUCAGGCUUUCUUAGCGAAUGGUUCACAGGCGGUCACUUAUGGAGCUGGGACCUGGCAUGCUCCAAUGGUGGUCGUGGGAAAGAAGCCCAUUGAUUUCGUCGUGGUGCAAUUUGCGAACGGGAUAGAAAUUGAGGAUUGUCAAGAGGCAGAGCUGGAGACGACGGAUAAGGAUAUUUGCGUGGCAGUCCCAAAGUUGUCAAGGAAUGCGACGUGGAAAUUAUAA
Molecule: messenger RNA, 759 nt
Organism: Sclerotinia borealis F-4128
Lineage: Eukaryota; Fungi; Ascomycota; Leotiomycetes; Helotiales; Sclerotiniaceae
Source: the annotation of a GenBank genome assembly